Messenger RNA from Closterium sp. Naga37s-1, 738 nucleotides. NCBI's taxonomy places the organism in Eukaryota, Viridiplantae, Streptophyta, Zygnematophyceae, Desmidiales, Closteriaceae. The record is from the annotation of a GenBank genome assembly.
AUGCCCGUCCAAUUUCAAGGACCCGCUGGUCAGCCGCCGUUUAUCGUUCACCAGGCCGGACCUCCGUUCGUUCCCGGACCUGGUUUCCAACCCGGACUCGCAGGUCCGGGUCCGGUCCAGGUGUUGGUUCGGGGACCCGCUCCCCCACAGGGAAUGCCUGUUCCGCAACCGCAACCCCCUGCCGCCCAGAACGUCGCAGGGCAGCAGCUAGAUGUCAAACUUGCCGCCCAGCAGGGGGACAUUCAGCAGCUGCUGAUGGAGAAUCAACGGCUGGCGGCGACCCACGUGGCGCUCAGGCAGGAGCUGGCGUCUGCUCAGGGGGAGAUCCAACGGCUGAAAGGCGCCGUUGGGGAGAAGGAUCAGGUGGUUAGGGGCCUGAUGGAUACCAAGGCGAAGCUUGAAGCGGACCUGAGGGGAGCAGACACACUGAGGCAGGAGCUGCAGGCGGCAAGGCAGGAACUUCAGGGCACUAGGGGCGAGAUCCAGGCGCUGACGUCACGCAGGCAGGCAGAGGAAGCUGCGCGGAUGGCGCAGCAUCAGCAGCACCAGCAGCAGCAGCAGCAGCUGCAGCAGCAGCAGGCGCAGAUGCAGCAGCAGCAGGCGAAGAUUCAGCAGCAGGCGGCGCAGAUAGGGCAGAUGAACCAGGACCUGAACCGCAUGCAUGCUGACGUGCAGCUGCUGCCCAAGCUGAGGGGGGAGAUUGACUCAAUCACCCAGGAACUCGCCCUCGCCAGGUGA